Molecule: messenger RNA, 1293 nt
Organism: Brugia malayi
Lineage: Eukaryota; Metazoa; Nematoda; Chromadorea; Rhabditida; Onchocercidae
Exons: 10
Coding region: 1-1293 (430 amino acids)
Cellular component (GO): lysosome
Molecular function (GO): cysteine-type endopeptidase activity
Source: RefSeq, a predicted model, not a curated record
AUGAAAGAGUGCGAAUCGGUUACUUCUGGAUUGCACCAAUCAUUUAUAAGUAUUCAUAAAUACUGUAUAAAACGCAUUUUUAUUAUAAUUAUUGCCGUGAUAAGUUUUGCAGUGUUAUUACCAUGUCUAUUAGUAUUACAAAAGAAUCAACGAAAAGAUGAAUUUGAUCAUUGUCAAAAAUCUCAUGAAAUAAAAACAUAUUUUGAAAAACUUGUACAAGCAGUAAACGAAUCACCAAAUCUCAAAUGGAAGGCUAAAUACAAUCCAUUUGGAAUACGAUCCGAGAAACCUGAUAUUUUAUUCAAUAAAAUAUCUCUAAAUGACAAAAGCAAUAUCAUUGAUAAAAAGCUAAUCGAUGAUAUUUAUAAAUUUCAUAAAUCUAAUCAUAUGAAGCAACAUAUUAGGAAAUUAAAUGAUUUUCCGGCUUCGGAACUUCCGGAUGAAUUUGAUGCACGAAGAAAAUGGCCACUAUGCUCCUCAAUACAUAAUGUACCAAAUCAGGGUGGCUGUGGAUCAUGUUAUGCUGUAGCAGUAGCUGGUGUAGCAUCAGAUCGUAUUUGCAUAGCAACGAAUGGUACUGUGCAAGUUAUACUUAGCUCAGAUGAUAUUAUUAGUUGUUGUAUUGGUUGUGGUACAUGCAUUGGUGGUGAUGCAUUAAAAGCUAUGAUUUAUUGGGUUAAUGAAGGAAUUGUCACAGGUGGACGUGAUGGAUGUCAACCAUAUCCAUAUGACAUUAAAUGUGGCAUACCAUGUCCAUUGAUGGAUUUUGUUAAAAAUGCUAAAAUGCAACGAUGUCAUCAUAAAUGUCAAAAUAUUUAUCAUCGUAAUGAUUAUUUCAAUGAUAAACAUUACGCAUCAAUAGCAUAUACAAUGUUGCCACGUGUCUUAUCAGUUACUGCAAAUGAUUAUAUUAUUGUACCAGCAGUAAUGGAUUAUUUCAAUACUAAAUUUAUUAAUAAUACCAAAAAAUUAUUAUCAUUUCAUGAGACAUUAGAAAUUUUAAAAAAAGAACUUUAUCUUUUUGGACCAAUGACAAUGGCUUUUCCGGUUGCUGAAGAAUUUUUACAUUAUGAAAAUGGAAUUUAUACACCAUAUCCGGAAAAUGGUUUUACGGAUCGGAUUGUUUAUUGGCAUGUUGUGAGAAUUAUUGGAUGGGGUUAUGAUAGUGAUCGAAUAUUUCAUUGGAUUGCUGUAAAUUCAUAUGGAAGAAAUUGGGGUGAAUAUGGCUUAUUCCGGAUUGAUAUCAGUUUUCUGAGACAAUUUGGUCUAGAAUAUGAAGCUGCUCUAAUUUAA